This is a messenger RNA of Portunus trituberculatus (swimming crab), 1050 nucleotides long. Its product is annotated as cuticle protein 19.8-like. Gene Ontology annotation, cellular component: extracellular matrix. Bases 143 to 742 code for a protein of 199 amino acids. Lineage: Eukaryota; Metazoa; Arthropoda; Malacostraca; Decapoda; Portunidae. The transcript has 3 exons. The record is from RefSeq and is a predicted model, not a curated record.
UUAGGCGGGGCGGGACGACCUAGGCAGAGGCAGGGUAGGACAGGAGCAGGUAUAUAAGGCAGGGAGAGGCAAGGGAGAGGCAGUGGAGGAGGGAGAGCGUUGGCAAACACACACAGGGACGACACUGACGCUACCACUCGCUAUGAAGGUGUUAGCAAUCCUCGUGGUGAUCGUGGGAGGUACCAUGGCCGCUCCUGCCAAACUGGACGGCUUGGACCCCCACCAGCACCACCACCACCAUGGCGACGACCACCACCAUCACCACCCAAGCGAUCCUCUGGCGAACCUCCUCCCAUCAAGCUCAAACUUCGGUGGCUACGACUACACCCCGCCCAAGGUUCCAUCAGGGCUUUAUGAACUUCCCUCUGAUAAAGUCGAAGUUACGUCCACCACCACCACUACUACCACGACCACCACCACGCCUCCUCCACCUCCUCCGCCCCCCGUGAGCUCCUACCUGCCCCCUCCAGUUGAAGAGCAGCCCUCUGACAGUGUGGUCGUGGAAGAGUUCGUGCCUCCAGUGGAGACCACCACCAUGAUGCUCAUGCCCUACAACAUUGACUGGGCAGUGAAGGACCCCGACAGUGGCACCUCCUUCAGCCACGUGGAGAACAGUGACGGCAAGGACGUGACGGGCGAGUACUCGGUGCUGCUGCCCGACAACCGCCUUCAGAUCGUCCGCUUCACCGCCGACCCCGUCAACGGCUACCAGGCUGAGGUGUUCUACGAGCCCGCUAAAUAAGCGCCGCCACGCACGCCACGUCUCAACGAAAUGCACGAUUACGCUUCGAUAUUCUAUUGUUGUAUAGUUCCCAUGCCCGCGUUCUUUCCUUUUUGUUUGUGAACGUCUCACCGCUCCUUCCGCCCCUCGCGCUGUCCUGCGUGUGCGGCUCCCAGGGCGGCAGUGUGGAGCGUGGCGCCUCAUACACAACCAGUGAGCGGGUUCUCUCCACGGCCCGUGCAGCAGUGCAGCGCUCACCACCCGCCUGCUGGUGACCUCGGGCAGGUGGGCUGGCUCGCCCUCAGGACAGGGUUGCCAGACGCACCAAA